Messenger RNA from Cataglyphis hispanica, 1527 nucleotides. RefSeq names its product probable cytochrome P450 6a13. The coding region runs from base 1 to 1527 and encodes 508 amino acids. The record is from RefSeq and is a predicted model, not a curated record. Gene Ontology annotation, molecular function: monooxygenase activity; iron ion binding; heme binding. The transcript has 7 exons. NCBI's taxonomy places the organism in Eukaryota, Metazoa, Arthropoda, Insecta, Hymenoptera, Formicidae.
AUGGUUUUAUUAUUACUGCUGGUCACAUCGUGCAUCUUACUAAUGUAUUACUAUUGGACAAGACUUAAUACCUACUGGUUAAGAAGAAACGUUCCUUGUCCUAAAUUUUCGUUUUUCAAGAAUAAUCGAAAUGCAUCAUUACUAAAGAUUACAAUCGGUGAAAAUCUUCAGACGAUAUACAGAAAAUACAAAGGAUAUCCGUUCGUCGGUAUAUACGAACUCGCAACACCGGUUCUUCUGUUGAGAGAUCCAAAAUUAAUUAAAUGUGUCCUCGUGAAAGAUUUUUCUUGCUUUCAGAGUCGUGGCAUAGUGAUAAAUGAACACGUUGAUCCGCUUAGCGCGCAUUUAAUUAGUCUCAACGGACAAAGGUGGCGAAAAUUACGCACGAAGCUCACAUCAGCCUUUACAACCAAUAAAAUUCGACACGUAUUUGAAUUGAUCAACGAAGUAUCAGAAAAAUUUAAGCAAUUUGUAGCUCAAUACGCAAACAAUGAAGAACCCGUUGAAAUGCGAAAUCUUACUGCCAAGUUUACCAGCGAGAUCAUUGCAACCUGUUUCUUCGGACUCAAAAUUAAUGCGAUACAAAAUCGUGAUUCCGAAUUUCAAAAAAUGUGUAAGAAGGUCGUGGAUCCGUCAUUAGAGAUGGCAAUGAAGAGAUAUAUACGCGAUUACAUGCCCGGAAUAUUCAAAUGGUUUUCGAUCUGCUUAAUACCUCGGGAUGUUACCGCCUACUUCACGAAGAUAGUGAAAGAAAUAAUUACACACAGGCAAUUGAAUAAUGUAACACGAAAUGAUAUUAUGCAAACUUUGAUAGACUUAAAAUAUAAGGAAACAAAGGUGGAAGAUGCGCUAGCCCAAAACGAGGCAUCCGAAUCUAAUGAUAUAGUCAUCGAUGACAAGGUCAUCGCAGCCCAGGCUUUUAUAUUUUUUCUAGCUGGCUUUGAUACCACAUCAUUGACUAUGUCCUUCGCUCUGUAUGAGUUGGCUGCUAAUCCUAAAAUUCAAGAAAAGUUGUACGACGAAAUCCGAGCCGCUUACGAAAAGCACGGCUGUCUGUCUUACGAUAGUAUAUCUGAAAUGAAAUAUCUUGAUUGCGUUGUUCGCGAAACACUUAGGAAGUAUCCGCCCGUUGGUGCAACACAAAGAAUCUGCGCAGAAUCGUACAAAAUUCCCGAUUCGGACGUUAUUUUAGAAAAAGGUACAAAAGUUCUCGUACCUAUUUAUGCAAUCCAUCAUGAUCCGCUUUAUUAUAAAAAUCCAAAUGCAUUUGAUCCGAACCGAUUUAUUGACGAGAAUAAGAAGCACGAUAAUGACACAUAUUUACCUUUUGGCAAGGGACCACGAAUCUGUAUUGGAAUGAAGUUUGCUUAUAUCCAAACAAAAAUAGGUAUCGUUACUUUUGUAGCGAAUUAUAAAGUGGAACUAAGUGAGAAGACUACUAUUCCAUUAGAAUUUGAACCGACUACUUUUACGUUGACAAGUAAAUCGGGGAUAUGGUUGAAAAUUUUUCGUCGUUUACAAGAAUAA